Molecule: messenger RNA, 1120 nt
Organism: Raphanus sativus (radish)
Lineage: Eukaryota; Viridiplantae; Streptophyta; Magnoliopsida; Brassicales; Brassicaceae
Product: ras-related protein RABA2b
Exons: 2
Coding region: 373-1017 (214 amino acids)
Cellular component (GO): endosome
Molecular function (GO): GTPase activity; GTP binding
Source: RefSeq, a predicted model, not a curated record
UGCAGUAGGUCAUCCCAAGGUAUACUGUUACCAUAUACACUACUCUUUGUAUUUGUGUUGUAUUAUAUUUGAAUAUAUGGACAAUCUGAAUAAUAUUCAAAGUGCUAUUUGUGUUGUAUUAUAUUUGAAUGUGGACAAUCUGAAUAAAUAAUUUUCAAAAUUAAAAUAUAAAUAAAAUUGGUGUUUCCGUUUUUACCUCGUGAGCACAGAGAGAAAAUAGAAAGAAGUGUAAAACAAAACGUUUUCUAUUAUUGUUCCUUGUGGCUUGCUCAAGGGGUAAACAUUCUAAUUUCUAGGGUUUCGAUUUAGACCUUGGAUUCCUUUGAUCUCUAUCUCCACAGGUGUAUCCAGACGCUAGGAUUUGAGAAGACAAUGGCGAAUAGAUUAGACAAUGAGUAUGAUUACCUGUUCAAGGUCGUCCUAAUCGGUGACUCCGGUGUUGGCAAAUCCAACAUUCUCUCCAGAUUCACCAGAAACGAGUUCUGUCUCGAAUCCAAAUCCACCAUUGGCGUUGAGUUCGCCACCAGGACAUUACAGGUUGAAGGCAAAACAGUGAAGGCUCAGAUAUGGGACACAGCGGGACAAGAGCGUUACAGAGCGAUCACAAGCGCCUACUACAGAGGAGCUGUUGGAGCUCUUCUCGUCUACGACAUAACCAAGAGACAGACCUUCGAGAAUGUGCUGAGAUGGUUACACGAGCUUAGGGAUCACGCUGAUUCCAACAUUGUGAUCAUGAUGGCUGGAAACAAAUCAGAUCUAAACCACCUGAGAUCUGUUGCUGAUGAGGAUGGUCGGUCUUUGGCUGAGAAGGAAGGUUUGUCGUUUCUCGAGACGUCUGCUUUAGAGGCGAGUAACAUCGAGAAAGCGUUUCAGACGAUCUUGUCUGAUAUUUAUCAUAUCAUAAGCAAGAAAGCGUUGGCGGCACAAGAAGCUGCGGGUAAUCUUCCGGGGCAAGGAACUGCUAUUAACAUAUCGGAGUCAUCUGUAGAUAACAGGAAAGGAUGCUGUUCUACUUAGUCAUCUACUUAUCUCUUCCAGCUAUAGCAGCAAUGACUAAUCAUUUCAAUUAAUCACGUUUGUUUUCAAGAAUAUCUAUUUUGAACUUCUUUUUUUAUUAGCA